Molecule: messenger RNA, 1425 nt
Organism: Populus trichocarpa (black cottonwood)
Lineage: Eukaryota; Viridiplantae; Streptophyta; Magnoliopsida; Malpighiales; Salicaceae
Product: BTB/POZ and TAZ domain-containing protein 1
Exons: 5
Coding region: 72-1031 (319 amino acids)
Cellular component (GO): nucleus
Molecular function (GO): protein binding
Source: RefSeq, a predicted model, not a curated record
AUAAAACCAGAGACAGCCUACGCCAUCUACCAUAUUCAUUACAAACACAUCAAAAACAACUCGUGUAUCAUAUGGAGGAAACUCAUAACACCGCAACCGCUGCCACCCCUACCAUCUCCGGCGAGCUCAUGAGCAGUGAUUUUCAAUUCUCCUAUCAGAAUUCAUUGCCUAAACCAGACGUCCAAAUCCUCACUUCCAAUGGCCUCCGCAUCCCGGCUCACACUGGCAUUCUCGCAUCGGUGUCACCGGUACUGGAAAAUAUCAUAGACAGGCCACAUAAACACCAUAGCUCCGAGAAGAUCAUCCCUAUCCUCGGUGUUCCAUGCGACGCCGUUUCCCUAUUCAUUCAAUUCCUCUACUCCUCAAGGUGCAGCGAGGAGGAGUUGGAGAAGUAUGGAAUCCAUCUACUGGCGUUGUCACACGUGUACUUGGUCCCACAGUUGAAGCACACGUGUUCAAAGGCUGUUGGUCACCGUUUGACCGUUGAGAAUGUGGUGGAUGUACUCCAAUUGGCUAGGCUCUGCGAUUCACCGGAUCUUUAUGUCAAGUGCAUGAAGAUGUUGUCUGAUAAUUUCAAGGCCGUAGAAAAGACAGAAGGGUGGAAGUUCAUGCAGGAGAACGACCCUUUUCUUGAGCUCGAGAUUCUCAGAUUCAUUGACGAAGCUGAAUCGAGGAAGAAGAGAACAAGGAGGCACAGAGAGGAGCAGAGAUUGUUCAUGGAGCUAAGUGAAGCAAUGGAGUGCUUAGAGCACAUUUGCACAGAAGGGUGCACAACCGUCGGUCCAUGUGACCUGGGACCUAGCAAUAAACGUCGGGGUCCGUGCAACAAGUUCUCCACAUGCGAAGGUCUUCAGCUCUUGAUCAAGCACUUCACCAUGUGCAAGAAUCGGGUUAAUGGAAAAUGCUCAAGGUGUAAGCGGAUGGGGCAGCUCUUAAGACUACACUCAUCAAUCUGUGACCAAACUGAUUCUUGCAGGGUUCCACUUUGCAGAUCUAAGAGAAGGAUUAUUUCUGGCCAUUUAUCCCAAUGAAAUGAUGGCUGGUUUAAUCAGUUUUUGAUGGAGAAGAAAGGGACAUUGCACUAAGCUAAUAAGGCUAAGCGAGGGCUACUUCAAUGUGACAGAUAAAAAUGAUAUUUUCAACAGAUUUUUUGAUCUUCAUUAUGGUUUGUCCAACUAAGUCUUCCGGCUGUACCUGGGGAUGGCCCAACUGGACUGAGAGGAAGGCAUGGAGCCGCAUGGUGGACCACUUCCCCCAGCUUCCAGAAGGCGUAGCAACCACCAAUUUAGCCGCCAAUUAGGAACAAUUGAAGGAUUGCCAUCAAUGCUUCGAUAACAUACUUUAUUGAAGGCUUUACCUAGUCAUAAUUUAUUGAAGACUGUACCAGUCCUGCAGUAACUAACAUGGCUGCCAUUUUCUUCACCU